Messenger RNA from Parnassius mnemosyne (clouded apollo), 1347 nucleotides. The record is from the annotation of a GenBank genome assembly. Lineage: Eukaryota; Metazoa; Arthropoda; Insecta; Lepidoptera; Papilionidae.
AUGCUAGUUGCGUUAGGCCAUCAUGCUUUACCAGGCCUUAAACCGAAAAAGGUGCCAGCGCAUAUAGCGAUUCUGGAUGUUGACCAUGAUCUGCUCACUCGUUUCAGCUCAUUUGACAAGCUCGUCGGGGUGACGCCUUGUAUCAGGCGUUUCAUUUUCAAUUGCAAGCGCGGUCCAGAGGCACGACGCGCUGGUCCGUUGACAGUUAGUGAACGUAGGGACGCUCUGUUAUUUUGGGUCCGCUCCGUUCAACGAAAUGAGUUCGCAGAGGACUUUCACCGUCUUCAAACAGAUAAACUUUUUACCGCUCGACUGCAGCGUCUUUCGCCAUUUAUGAAGGACGGUCUCUUGAGAGUCGUUGGUCGUCUCUCUCAUGCUUCGAUUAGGUAUGAUGCUCAACAUCCACUCAUACUGCCCAGCUCCAGCCCACUCGUAGACCUCAUCAUUGACCACUAUCACAAAAUAUACUGCCAUCCUGGCUCAGACACUCUACACGCCAUUCUACGCCAGCAAUUCUGGAUACUAUCCGCUCGCCGCGUGAUCAGACGCAGGGUGUUUAAAUGUAUAAGAUGUUUCCGAUGUCGCGCUCAACCCGAAGCCCCGUUAAUGGGUGACCUUCCCGCGGACAGGGUUAACCCUCAACCUGUAUUUAGCCAAGUCACGACUGACUUUGCCGGCCCGUUUCUCAUUAAAUCUAGCACAUUACGGAACGCUAAGCUCUUAAAAGCGUACUUUUGUAUAUUCGUGUGUCUCUCAACGAAGGCGGUUCAUUUAGAGGCCGUCUCUGCUCUUACCACAGAAGCCUUUCUCGCAGCGUUACAACGAUUUAUCUCAAGGCGCGGUACGCCGGUACUAAUUAGAUCAGAUUGCGGCACCAAUUAUGUAGGCUCCAGAAAUCACCUCAUAGAAGUUCAAAAUUUUCUCACUGCUAAUAAUGAUGCAAUCACACACAAACUAGCCAACCAGCACGUAACCUGGUUGUUGAACCCCCCAAAGGGGCCCUGGUUUGGCGCGUUACAUGAAAUUAAUAUUAAAUCUACGAAACAAUUACUUUAUCGGACCCGCUCCAAAUGGCUUCCCCCUUCCUCACCUCCCCAAGUUGGCGAGCUUGUACUCAUCAAAGAAGAUAACCUGCCCCCGCUCCAAUGGAAACUGGGAAGAAUUACCCGCACAAUACCUGGGAAGGAUGGAGUGAUCCGAGUUGUGGAUCUGGACACGGCCUACGGACAUCUGCGCAGACCUGUGCUCAAGAUAGCAAGGCUGCCGUUGGAUUCAGCCCAGGAAGAGGUGCUCUCUCGGGCCCCCCAGGAUGUUCGCGCCACUCGCGCGCGACGAUUGAUUCCCUGA